GAAAAUGGUUACUGUGUUUUGGCUAGCUUGCUAACCUUAACAAAACUGGUGUUAAAUCCAGCUUUAACCAACACAGCGCUCUGCAUCUUCUUCAGCUAACUAUAAUCGUUUACUGUGUUGUAAAAUGUCUAGUCUGACUGGUUGGAACUAUAGUCUAGCGUAAAUUUAACCUGUAAUUUAUUUUACUGUAUUUCACAGGGGGAAAGAGCAGUGUUGCCUGUAAGCUAGCUGGAACUUUUCUUCCAUGAUUUGACACGAUUAUGGGUGACUAAAAGAUACCAGUGUUUACAACCGGUGUGCUGUCAAGCUUUCUGCGCAUGCGCACUCUAUUUUAGCGUCGCUCAUGCUAAAAGUGUCUGCAGGUAGGAGAUGCAUGAUGCCAUAAUCCCAUUUAGCUGACAUUCUGCAGAUCCUCUCUGUCUCUGUGGUUGAAAUGCCAGCUGUGAGCCAGGAUAAAGAGGAUUCUGAGUCUCACUCAGAUGAAGAGCUGGAGUGCCAUCCAUGCAUAGCCUGGAGUGGGAUAAGCAGGAAGAUCCCAGUUUUACUCUUCCAUGCUGAAGCCAUUGUGUCCAAAGAUGAAACAAUUUGUUCAGUUGGAGAAAGAUACAACUUGGCUUUCAAGAUUGUACGUACAGAGAGUCGACUCAUUCGAAACAUUCUUCUGAAUCAUGGAUUCCAUGAGGUCCAUCCAAAUAGCAAUGAUUUCAACCUCAUGUGGACAGGCUCCCACCUUAAGGCUUAUCUGCUCCGCAGUUUGCAGGAUUUCCAGAAAGUCAACCACUUCCCCAGGUCAAAUGAACUGACACGGAAAGACCGGCUGUAUAAAAACAUUCAGCGGCUUCAACAGGCUCAUGGAUUUCAAAACUUCCACAUCGUACCACAGACAUUUGUUCUUCCUGCAGAAUAUCAGGAUUUUUGCAAUGCAUUCUCUAAGGACAAGGGGCCAUGGAUUAUCAAGCCUGUUGCAUCUUCCAGAGGCAGAGGCAUCUACCUGGUUAGCAGUCCAAGUCAGAUUUCGUUGGAUGAAAACACCUUGGUGUCACGGUAUAUUAGCAACCCCUUAUUGAUUGACGACUUUAAGUUUGAUGUACGAUUGUAUGUGUUGGUGACAUCUUAUGACCCUAUCAUUAUCUAUGUCUAUGAAGAGGGCUUAACCAGAUUUGCUACUGUGAAAUAUGACCAUGCUGUGAAGAACAUCAAGAACCAGUUCAUGCACCUCACCAACUACAGUGUAAACAAGAAGAGCAGUGACUAUGUCAGCUGUGAUGACCCUGAAGUAGAGGAUUAUGGGAACAAAUGGAGCAUGAGUGCAAUGCUGAGGUAUUUAAAACAGGAGGGAAAAGACACCACAUUGCUGAUGAGUCAGAUAGAGGACCUGAUCGUUAAAGCUGUGCUGAGUGCAGAGUUACAGAUUGCUACAGCCUGCAAGAUGUUUGUCCCUCAUCGCAACUGCUUUGAACUGUAUGGUUUUGAUGUUCUCAUUGAUUCCAACCUCAAGCCAUGGCUCCUGGAAGUGAACCUCUCUCCAUCACUGGCAUGUGAUACUCCUCUUGACCUGAAAAUAAAGGCCAGCAUGAUCUCAGAUAUGUUUUCUCUUGUGGGAUUUGUAUGCCAGAACCCUCUACUAAAACAGACUCGGUUAGAUAAGGCUGGAUUUGACCCAGCUGUGAAGAACUUUAAAACUCAGCAUCAUAUCAUUGCACAGGCUGCCUCUGCCAAAUCCAGAGUGCGUCAGAGACCGCAGUCUGCCAAUAAUGUUGAGGAGCUGAAAGAGAAACAGGGAGUCAGGCAUGUAGACACGCUGGGCUUGACUGCAGAGGAGGUCAAAGUCCUGAGGAGGACACAGGAGGAGCACGAAAGGAGAGGUGGAUUCAUCCGUAUUUUCCCCACACCACAAACUUGGGAGCUCUACAGUGGCUAUCUGGAAUACAAGACAUCCAUGAACUCCAUGUUGGCUAAUAAACUUUUCCAUGGAAGAUUAGGAAAAUCUGUGAUCGCACAAAACAGACAUAGAUUGAAGGGUAAUGUACCCUUAGAAGAGGAGGCCUAUAAACCCUGUCAUGUAAUUCAGUAUGAGAGCAAAUUGCUCUCUCUUGAAGCACGAAGACGCAGGAAAAGGCAAACGACUAGCCGUACCACUCCUCGGAGAAGGAAAACUGGUCGAAGGCCUUUACCAUCAUUAGCGCACAGCAGUGAAAACGAGGAAACUGAUGAGGGAGAGGAGCAAGGACCACAGGGAAAGCAGCAGCACACAAUGUCUCUGGCACACACAGACCCUCAGCCCACCCUGAUGGAGAGGCACCGAACUGAAGAACACUUUCCAGCUAGAGUCAGCAAACCCAGAGUGGAUCUGCUCCAUAUUCUCCAGCAGGGGUGGGAUCUCAGUAAGGUUCAGGCGCGCAUGGCCUUCUCCUCCUAUCUCCAUCGGGUCCAGAUGAGGCUUCUUGUAGAGAGCAGAACCUACAGUACCCCUGCCUGUGCACAAAAGGACAAUGACCAGAUGGAGCUGGUAAUGCGUUUUCUGAUGCGAGCUGCCAGUAACCUGCAGCAGGAUAUGCAGGUGACGUUACCCAGCCGCCAGCUUUCCGUGCCUGACCGCCGCCGCAUACUGGCCAAUCAGCUCGGGGAGUUCAUCCACUGUUAUAACCAGGAGACUGAACAAAUGAUGAAAUGUUUGGAGAACACUGAAGAUAAAGAUCGGUGCAUCAAUUCAAAUGUGUUUCGGGAGUUUAUUUUGGAAGCAAGUGAAAGUGAUCUAGAAGAAGUUCUCACUUUCUACACACACAAGAACAAGUCUGCCAGUGUGUUUUUGGGAAGUUCCAGACAGGACUGUAGCAAAAAAUGCAGUAACAGCUCAGAGGAGCCUGCGAAGCAUCAGUGCAGGAGAACUCUCUCAAAUGCCAAAGAAGGCUCUAGUGCUUCAGGAUCAUCGCUGACUGCCAAGGCCAACUUGCCAAAAAGUGAAGAAAUCCAAGAGAGUGUAACCAGACCAGGAUACAACAAAAGCAGUGUAACUGUGAACAUGAACAGCCAUAGUAACACUAUCCAAAACAGUGACAAAUAUAGUACAUUAAAUAGUGGAGGACACAAAAACAGCAAAAUACAAAAUGGAAACCCGGUGACAAAAGGUCAGUCUGCGGCCUCAACUGCUUUUGAGACCCAAGGACUGUCAAAAACGGUUAAAAAUAUAAUUGUGCCACCUGAACCUCCAAAAAGUUGUAAACUGACAGUCAAGGCCCAGGGUUCUCGGCACACUUCAUCUUAUCAUGCAGCCCUCGAUUGUGAGCAUAUCCACCUGCAGCAGUGCUUCCCACAACCUGAACCUGAAGCUCAGCCCCAGAAUCAACCUCCUCCUUAUAUCCAUCCUCCCCCUCACGUACAUGCUGAAUCUCACAGUAAACCACACAUGACCUUAUCUUCGUCAUCCACAAAUUCUCUGCGGCCUGCACGAGUAAUGUGGGCUUCAUCACAUUCAUGUUCACCUAGAACAUUUGCAACUACUGAAGUGCUACGACAAACUCCGGGUUCACAAAUGGCACAGCAGGCCACUAGUGAUGUUUCAUCUUCCAGUGCCUGUGCCACAAAUUUGUGCAGUCAGAAAGUCUUGUGGCCUUCCUCUGCAGUGCAAGUAAGUAAUAAGGCCAAUAAAUCCAGACCUGCUUCUGCAGGAGUGUUUAAUGGGCCAGAUUCACUCUCAGCCCAGGCCCAGUCAAAUCAGCAGGCUAUUGUGGCUGCCCUGAAGAAACUAGUGGAGAAACAAGCAGCUCGCCAAUACAGCACUUCCAGCCACAUAAGUCUCCUUACACAACAUUUGACCAACCUGAACAUAGCGAAAGGAGUUUUCAGCAGAGGAGCACAGAGCGUCAGAUCAGGAACUCAGCCUGAUACAGCGACUACUCAACACUCAGGCAUGAACCUCUCUGGUGCUGUGAGUCACAGUAUGGAAACCGGUGAUGGAAAGUGCCAGAGUGCCUAUAAUUUGGCAACUGGAGGAACUUUGCAGGCUACAUCAGACAGUUAUCAGCUCCAGUCUGCCAUCCAGCAGCUCCAGCAACAGAAACUGCAGUCCAGGAAGCUACUAGACCAGAGCCGCUCUCGACAUCAGGCCAUGCUGAAUGUACAAACCCUUGUGCCUGGUGCUGUUCCUCAAGACGCUGUUCCCACCAGCUUUCACUCGCAGUCCCAGUCCAGCACGAAGCAGACAGCAAGUCGGAGAGAUCCACAAUUCUUUGUCCCUACACGUGGCACGACUGCUCUGAUUCCCAAACCCCCCAGCAGCACAGCCAAAGGCACACUCUUAUGCAAGUCUGCCACUCAAAAGACCAACCAAAGCCCUGAUGUCAAGCUUCGAAAUUGUGCAAAGGAAAAGGUCUGGAGAUCUCAAGUUUGAAUCAAGUUUGAUCCAUCUGUGGCCUGGAAUCGUAGAGAGCAAAGUUGGCAAUGCUCUCGGGGUCCAGCAACACUAGCCAAUCAUGGGUGUCUGGGAGCUCAUGUAUGUGGAAGAGGGUAGAUAGUUCUUUCCUCCAAGUGUCUAUAAACAGUAUGGCUUAGUUUAAAUUAUAUUUAUGUGUAAAAGAGGGGGGAAAAAACACUUGAUCAAAAUCUAUAAAGUUGAAGGAAAACAUAUACAUACAAUCCAGACAAUAUGUUGCUUUGUUUCUAGAUAGUCAUUUUUUCCUACUGCACCCUAUCAUUAACACACAUCGGUUGUUGCUUUGGCCAAUAGAAAUAUAGUAAUCAAGCUCAGCACAGUUCAGUUUGUAAAGAACCAGUCUUUAUUUGUUGUCAGCGUGAUGCAGAGAAAUGCUUAGAAUUUACAAAUGUUAGUUUAGUCAUUAGUUCAAAAUGCUGACUGAAAUACCAGACAUGCCACUGUUACUUUCAGCUUUUUUUGUGUAACUUAAAGUAACUAAAACAAUGUCUCAGUCAUUUCUAAGUAUUCUUAGUGCUUUUUACUUCUUUUUUUUUUUUUAAAUCCAUAUUAAAAUUGAUUUAAAUCCAUAAGAAUUUACAUAUUGAACCUCCAGCCUGAAGAAAGCCAAGCAGGGCCCGGUCACACCUUAGAGCAGGGUGUUUAGUCAUGCUCUUCUAAUUCAGUGUAAACAUUUUCUUGUUCAUAAAAUCUGCUCGGAAACUUUAGGUAUAAAAGCUAGAAUGAGCAGCAUUGUAACUCAGAUUAUUAUUUUGUUGUUUUUGUGCUUUUUAUACAGCCAACUGAUUUUUCAUUUCUUACCUGGAAGCAACUGGAUCACUAAUUUUAUAACUUAUAAGUUACAAGUCCUGACCACUUGCUAUUCUCAUUCUCAAAUUACUAACAUGUUGUAAAUAUCAGUAAUGUGUUUGUGUAUAUAGAAGGAAAACUAAGAUCAGUUGUGAUUCUUGUUCAGUGCAAAGAUACACAAUAGACCUUCUUAGUUCUGUGUAAUUCAACCAUCUGAACAUGUUUAUAAGUGCUCUUUGUGGAAAGUGAGGGUUAGAAAUGAGGGCCGGAGAAAACUGAAACUGUCAUCUGUUUCCCACGCUGCAGCAUGACUUGACUUCACAUCUGGCCAAACUACACAACAAUGGCAAACCUUUGUGGUAGCAGGCCUGUUUGCUGGAAGUACAUGAUCUGCUAUGGUGGGCUACUAGAUGUCAGACAGCACACUCUCUCAGCGGCUAGUCAAUCCCUUGAGGCGCGCGCUCUCUCGCUCUAUCUCUCACACACACACACACACACACUCACACACACUCACACACACACACACACACAUGGAAUUAGAGGUCAUGGGACAAUUUGUACAUUUUAGAUUUAUGUGCAUGAGGGAUGUUAAUUGUUUUACAUUUAAAACAAUUAGGCAUGGUUUUGUAUGUGAUUAGAUAAGCAUCUGCAAAGCAUUUAGGAUAAGUGUAUGAGUAAAUGUAGCUAGGAGGAGCAAAUAUAUUCCCCCAGACCACAAUGAGAUCCUUCCAAAGCAUGACAUCUCUUGCAUUAAAACAUUACAAAUCUUGCAUUACAAGAUACUUUUGACAUUUGUAUUUAUCUACUUCAGUAUUAAUCAUGAACAUAAUACAAAUGUACAGUAGCACAUUGAUAUGUGGCUGCCAUACUGGAACCAGAAUAAAAUAUGUAUGAAAUUAAAUUUGUGUUACUUCGGGAUUCAUAUGGGAAUGUCGUGGGAUCAGGCUAUUAAAGACAGCUGGUAUUGAGUGGUGUGUGGUAUGUGGCUUUUGUUUGGGUAAAUAAAGAUUAUUUUAUGUUCUGACAGCAGGAAAUGGAUUAAAGAAAGACGUGAGAAUAAGAUCAGUGAAAUGUCAGGUAGUUGUUAAGGAUCCUAGUGUUAGGAGGGUUAAGGAGACAGGGAUGAUGGUUGAGAGAGGGGGUAAGAUAGCUCUGGGGAGGGUAGCUCCACUGUUUGCUCCUCUGUGUGCCUUCCUGCCCAGUGCCGUGUUUACUCUCCGCAUGUGGAAUUCCAGAGCCCCUCACACUCUCCAUAGUCCUGUGUUUUUGUGGUCGGCCUGUGUGACAUGAGAGAGUGUGGGAAAAACGGAAGCCCGAAGACCAGAAAUGCGCAAAUGGAAACACAGAACCAAUGAAAAGAAAAUGUAGAGUGGAGAUAAAGAGGAGAGUGGAAGAGACAGGUGAAGGGAGAGAGUUGUUUGGAAUGGGGAAAGAAGGAGAGUGAAAUAUUGGAAAAGAUUGAACAAAGUGGAUCGAAGUCCAAGAACAAAGUGAGCAAUAAAGCAGAUUGGAUUUUUAAAAAAAAAAAAAAAAAAAAAGAGUAUUAAAUUGUUUUCUCUGAUUUUGCUUAUACUGUGGCAACAAAUCUUUACAAGGUUUCCGCCUUUCGCUUCCAUAAUGGAAGCAAACGUUCAUUCCUAAUUGAUUAAUCCAUCUGAGUUAACUCCACAGGAGCUGAGUCAUGAGCUCUAUAGAGAAUUAGCAGGCUUUCAGCCAAUUAGACCAUUUACUGAGCCAUACAUUGUCCAUGGCCAUCACUCUAAAUAUCUCCAAUGAUAUUCAGAUAAUAUUUAGAGAAUUCCAGCAUGCAGUGCAGUAUGCAUGUAAUAAGUCUAUAUUGAUAAUCACCAUUAUGUCCUGCAUAUGCAUAAUGUAUAUACACACAAAUGGCAUAGAAUGUAGUAGUUUUGAAUCCUAUCUGAAUCUGUAUGUUUUUUUGUUAUAGAUUCUGGUCGGGGAUUUUGCUGUCCUUAAGCUGAAAGGGACUGAAAGAAGUCAUUUGUAGAAUAAAUCAUAUGAAUGUGUGUAUGUUCUGUUUGCAUAGCGUGUUGAGUUUUGGAGCUGUAGCCAGGGAAACAGGGACAGAGAGUGGCAUAACUAAUAGGGUGACAAUUACAGCAGUGCUAUUACUGCAUGGUGUGACUCCACCUCAACCAAAAAAAAUUUGUCCAUUUUUCUUUUUGGCUCAGACAACAAAUUUUUUAUGACCCAUUGCAUAACCAUGACCUACAGAAUAAAGGUUGAAAACAAGUUUGAGGGAGAAUUAAACGGAUUCUUUGGCUUAAAAAUAACCUAAAAUAUUGUCAUGAAUUUUGAUAUUAUUGGCUAGAACAUUAACUCUUUAUUUGUUUGAUGGAAGGAGGAGAAUGUGCUCGGUUAAGAAGGUAACAAAUGAACAGGAUUGAGCUCUGUUAAAGAUUGACUAUGAGCCAAUUGCUGAACUAUUUAAACCUGAAUUGAAUUAAGUUGGAAAGCAUUAGCAAGCAGAUUAAGAGGUACAAUGUGCAAAGAAGCUAAUAUGUUAUAAAGAGAAUCUGAACAGUGUUGACUAAUAAUAAACAUUAUUAUUUUUUAUUAUAAUAUCUAUCUAUCUAAUUAUAAUCUAUCUAUCUAUUUAUUUAUUUAUUUCCUUUAUUUAUUCUUAUUACCAAGAAGUCCUUGGAUUAGCUGUCCCAAAAGCAGUCUGUGGUUUAGACGACGAAUACAUUUAUCCCAUGCAUUUGGCCAUAUAAAUUGAGCAACAAGUGGUUUGUUGAAACACCCUGUCCAACAUACUAAAUGCUGAUUAACUGGUGCAAAGUGCCCUGAACCCAAAUUGCCAAUAAAGUACUAAAGUGUUGCUUCCUUCUCAGUCAGGUUAGAUUUUUAAUUGGAGAAUUUCAAUCUGCUGUGGUGCCCUGGGGUUGUGUAACCAUAUGAAAGGCCCAACUGUGUGGACCAUACAACGCAGCACUGUGCACCCUCAUUACAAGACUCGUACUCCUCUGGCAAGCCACUGUUGUGCUCCUGGAGGUUAAUACCAGCUAAGCUUUAUUUAUUGUUCCCAAAAAAUGCUUAGCGGAUUUAAUGUAUAGAGUUACAGGCAUGUUGGCCCCUGUUUUCUCCCCUCCCGGACAGAACUGAUGAUUUAACAUGCUCUCCAGAGCCAGAUGUUCUUCAAGAGAGGUAUAAUUAUUUGAGCCAUUCACAGCCAAAGGGGAACAUUUCUCACAGGUUCCCUGAUGUCUGCCAUUAGGAGCAUGUAAUUAGUCAACAUCAAAUAAGAGCACAAAAAAUACUUUGGAAAUGUGACAUUCAAAUUGUUUCCAGAAAACCAAAAUGACGCCAUUUUAUUGAUUAUUUUGUCACUGAGAAGAGCAGGAUUUUUCAUUUUAAACUCCUAAUGCAUUUUAUGAUUUUAAAAGUGGCUUGAGCGAAUCUAAAUGGAUGUCCACGGUCAAACUGUUAUAUCUAAGGAUGACAUAAACCACAAAAAAAAAAAAAAAAAAGGAUUUGAAGGCAAGGCAUGGGAACAGAUACUUGGGUCUGGGAAUGCCUGGCUGACCCGAACUGACUUGGUAAACAUUUUGCAGUGAGUCCACAUUGCUCUAUGGCAUAUGUGCAUAUUGGGCCCCUUUGACAUUUUAGACCACCUCACAUGGGCGGCUUCACAUGCCUGAAGAAACAAGCAGUAUUGCAAUGCAAAGGGCAUAGCUACUACAAAGGUUAGCUAUUUUUUCAUCGCUGUGCACAGUAUGGUAUUCUUCUCUUCUUUGAGUUAUCUGUUUGCUCACUGGGCCAUUUAUUUCUGAGGCCAAAUUCUCUUCUGCUUAUAAGUGUCAAAUGUGUCAUAUUAGAAAUCUUAAAUUCAUUCCUUUUUUUUUUUCCC
Tachysurus fulvidraco (yellow catfish) is the source of this 9089-nucleotide messenger RNA. It is a transcript of the gene ttll5, whose product is annotated as tubulin tyrosine ligase-like family, member 5. Gene Ontology annotation, cellular component: cilium. The transcript is spliced from 33 exons. Gene Ontology annotation, biological process: protein polyglutamylation; microtubule cytoskeleton organization. The coding region runs from base 434 to 4390 and encodes 1318 amino acids. NCBI's taxonomy places the organism in Eukaryota, Metazoa, Chordata, Actinopteri, Siluriformes, Bagridae. The record is from RefSeq and is a predicted model, not a curated record. Gene Ontology annotation, molecular function: tubulin binding; tubulin-glutamic acid ligase activity.